AAGCUUCCAAUCGGAUGGCAACGCCAACGCUAAUAAAGCUACUGUCAAAGUUGCCCAAAGCUAAAUCCGAAAUACAUACAUACAGCGAAAGCAGAAGCAAAAGUCAAGCUGCUGGUGCUGCCCACCAGUGGGCUCUAAAAAUCCCAUUUAAGAGGCAUCUACUGCAUAUUCAUAUGCAAAAGCCAGUCAACAUGUCUACAGGAGCAGCAGCAGUAUCAACUGUCUCAGCAGCGUCUUGCGGACUGGGCAAGCAGCAGCGUCGUCGUUUGGCUGCCUUCGAUUUUGAUCAUACAAUUGUAUCCCAGAAUACAGACACAGUGGUGCGCGACAUGCUACCCAAUGAAUUGAUAAGCUCAAAAGCACUCACCGAUCUAAUGGAAAGCGAAUGCUGGACAGAGUAUAUGGCUGAGAUAUUUCGUUUGUUGCAUGCGCAACAAGUCCAGGAGUCGCGCAUUCGUGACGUUAUACGCUGUAUACCGGAGGUACCUGGAUUCGUGCGCCUGAUAAAGCACUUGCAAAAGCGUCUCAACUUCGAUUUGAUCAUCAUUAGCGAUUCAAAUAGUGUUUUCAUUGAUGAGUGGCUACGCGCCCACAAUUUGUCUGAUUGCUUCAAGGCCAUCUUUACAAAUCCCGCUCAUUUCGAUGAGCACGGCCAGCUUCAAGUGCGUCCGCAUCAUCAGCAAACGGAUUGUAAGCUGAGCGCCAGCAAUUUGUGCAAGGGCCGUGUUUUGGAGCAUUUUGUAAUUGAGCAGGAUCUGCGUUUCAAUAUACGAUACGAUCAUGUAUUUUACGUCGGCGACGGCAACAACGAUAUUUGUCCUGUUUUGAGGCAGCGCGCCUGCGACUUUGCCUGCGCCCGCCAGGGCUUUGCCAUGGAGAGACAUUUGAUUAAAAAUCGCAACAAAUUGAAGUUGCGAGCCCAGUUGCUCAUCUGGCGAAAUGGUUUCGAUCUGCUCGAGCAGAUGUGCGCAUUGCCCCAGCUUCAAGGACAGUCAAUUGAAUCUCAUCCAUUGGAAACUGAGAUCGGCAGACGUGCAUCAGCUGCAGCACCAGCUGCGUCUCCUGCUCCGCCGGAACAGUAAACAUUUCUUUGGCAUAAACAAUACAUACAUAUAUACA
Molecule: messenger RNA, 1119 nt
Organism: Drosophila arizonae
Lineage: Eukaryota; Metazoa; Arthropoda; Insecta; Diptera; Drosophilidae
Product: pyridoxal phosphate phosphatase PHOSPHO2
Molecular function (GO): phosphatase activity
Source: RefSeq, a predicted model, not a curated record